Molecule: messenger RNA, 1528 nt
Organism: Panthera uncia (snow leopard)
Lineage: Eukaryota; Metazoa; Chordata; Mammalia; Carnivora; Felidae
Gene: SCN3B
Product: sodium voltage-gated channel beta subunit 3
Exons: 5
Coding region: 1-648 (215 amino acids)
Biological process (GO): regulation of heart rate by cardiac conduction; sodium ion transport; ventricular cardiac muscle cell action potential
Cellular component (GO): voltage-gated sodium channel complex
Molecular function (GO): sodium channel regulator activity
Source: RefSeq, a predicted model, not a curated record
AUGCCUGCCUUCAACAGAUUGUUUCCCCUGGUUUCCCUCGUGCUCAUCUUCUGGGUCAGUGUCUGCUUCCCUGUGUGUGUGGAAGUGCCCUCGGAGACGGAGGCCGUUCAGGGCAACCCCAUGAAGCUGCGCUGCAUCUCCUGCAUGAAGAGAGAGGAGGUGGAGGCCACCACGGUGGUGGAGUGGUUCUACAGGCCCGAGGGCGGUAAAGAUUUCCUUAUCUAUGAGUAUCGAAACGGCCAGCAGGAGGUGGAGAGCCCCUUCCAGGGGCGCCUGCAGUGGAAUGGGAGCAAGGACUUGCAGGAUGUGUCCAUCACCGUGCUGAACGUCACCCUGAAUGACUCUGGCCUCUACACCUGCAACGUGUCCCGGGAGUUCGCCUUUGAGGCACAUCGCCCCUUUGUGAAGACUACACGGCUGAUCCCCCUCCGAGUCACCGAAGAGGCUGGAGAGGACUUCACCUCUGUGGUCUCAGAGAUCAUGAUGUACAUCCUCCUGGUCUUCCUCACCUUGUGGCUGCUCGUUGAAAUGAUCUAUUGCUACAGGAAGGUCUCAAAGGCCGAAGAGGCAGCUCAAGAAAACGCGUCUGACUACCUUGCCAUCCCAUCAGAGAACAAAGAGAACUCUGCGGUACCAGUGGAGGAAUAGAAGGGUGUGACUGAGGUGAUGUACAGGGAAGGGCAGGCGAAGGUGGAUAAGGAUGGCAGCUUGUACGAGUGACUUGGUCACCCACACCCAAGUGACUUUAAAUUUGACCCCGUAGAUUUCUACCCUACCCAGAGUUCCCACCCUCGGGGUACUUCUUAAAGUCGAUAUCCAGGUCACAAAGCUCUGUGUGACGUCAAGCCCUUCAGAAAGUGAAUUGCUUUGGCCUGAGCAAUGUGAACUUCUUACCCACAGCGACAAAAAGUAGUUCCCCCACUCCCUCCUUUGUAAGGAUUGUGGAUUUGGUCAGUGUCUUUGGCUGGCCUGGACUGGGCCAGGCUGGAAAUUCUCAGUGAGUUGUUUUAUUGUUGGUAGGUGGGCUGAACACUGAGGGACUGGAUAUUCCAGGUUCAGCGAUGUUAACAGCAUCAGGAGGGUGCCCCAGGGGCCAGAUCACUUCCCUUCAUGCAUCCAUCCUUCUAUUCAUUCAUCAUGCAUCCACUCACCUCUGAACUUUCACCUCUGACUUCUAACUCCAUCAGACCUCUACACACCAUAAGACUUGGCCAGUACUGAGGAGUAAACAUUUCUACACGGACUCAACCUCACCCUGUUCCAGCUUUCAAGCAAGGAGCUCCCAUGCCAACUGGACUUCCCUGUGCUCCAAAUGACUUUGUACAAAUGCUGAAGAUGGCACACCCCUCUGUCCCUAACUGGUUGGAACUGGCUCAUUCUUCUUUGUUGCAAGUGAAUGGAUGUCUUAAUGGAAGGAAGUAAGAAUGAUUAAUUUGGUUAAAGCAGGAGCAUCAUGAAAUGGGAUUCCUUGAAAUCAGUCCCUCCACCCCCACCCCCCACCAAGUUCCUGGCCCACUUGACUAGAGCA